UCGGAAAACUACUAACAUGGUGGCUCACAUUGGAUGAAACAUAAUUUAUUAGGAUCCUUUGUGUAAAAUCAAAAACAUAGGUGGCCAGAUUGAACGAACUUUCAAAUCUCUCAUCAACCUUCUAUCAACUCCCGAUGCCGCAGGCCAAAGUCAUAAACUCACUCAUACGCGACUGAGCACGACAGUUUCUUUCGUCUCCACUCUCCACCCACCCAUACACCGGCUACGACGGCUCUGCUCCUCAACCUAGUCGAUCUUGCUAUCGCUCUUAUCCCGGUUUGACUUGCAAUGACUAAAGCCAGGAAGGUAACACAAAGAUCCGGAUCAAAUCAUUAUAAGGCAACCCCAUAUUCCUUACGAUCAUUUCAAUCAAAGAUCAUGAAAGAUGCCCACAACAAGAAACAAAAAAAGGAAUCCGAGAAGAAAGAUUAUAAAGAUGCAAGAUGUUCAGUUUGUAUGGAGUAUCCUCACAAUGCUGUUCUCCUCCUUUGCUCCUCACAUCACAAGGGGUGCCGCCCUUACAUGUGUGCAACUAGUUAUCGGUAUUCCAAUUGUUUAGACCAAUACAAAAAAGCCUACUUGAAAGAGAAGGAAGACUCAGAGUCGCCAGACGGGUCAAGCGUUGACCCGUCUGACUCUGGGCUUAUGUGCCCGCUCUGCCGCGGUCAGGUGAAAGGGUGGACCGUGGUGGAACGGGCACGCAAGUUUCUCAAUUCUAAAAAGAGAAGUUGCAUGCAAGAUGACUGUUCGUUUGUUGGGUCAUACAGAGAUUUGAGAAAGCAUGUACGAGAGGAUCAUCCGCUGGCCUGCCCGCUAGAAGUUGACCCGUCACUUGCUGAAAAAUGGAAAAAGCUUGAAAAUGAUAUGGAGUUAAACGAUGUAAUGAGUACAAUUAGCUCGACAAUGCCUGGGUCGAUAGUAAUGGGGGAUUAUGUGAUUGAAGGAAAUUUUCGGGGGUUUUCUAGAGACAUGGAGAUGGAUAAUUAUCUUGACAAUGUACUUUUCCGGUUAGGUUCAAGGACUUCCCGAGGCAGCUAUGCGAUAUUGGAGAGGGGUCGUCAGUCAGUGGAUGAUGAUGGUGGUGGUGCCGCCACUGGGCGUGUUCGUAAUUACAUUCCUCGGAUUGCCCGCCGCCAGGGAAGGUUGGUUUUAGGUGGGCCAAGGAGGCGACGCGGGCGUGGUGUAGAUAUGUAAACGUCAUUAUUUUGGGUCCAUUUGGCCCAGAUUUGGUGCCCGAGGGUUCCGGGCAGACAUGGUUUUCUGUUGUUUAUGUACUAUGGUUAUUAGGUGUCAUUUUGCUUAUGGGCUUGUUUGUCAUUUUAUGAGUUUAGACAUUAAAAUGUCAUUCAGCCAUUUGCACAACAUAAGAAUUUAGAUGUUGGUUUACUUGUUAUCUUUCUACAGUGUUAAAAACAAUGAUAGAUAGAUCAGACGUGUAGGUGGUUUGUUUUA
Messenger RNA from Lactuca sativa (garden lettuce), 1452 nucleotides. RefSeq lists its product as uncharacterized. The record is from RefSeq and is a predicted model, not a curated record. Lineage: Eukaryota; Viridiplantae; Streptophyta; Magnoliopsida; Asterales; Asteraceae.